CUCCACUGCCUCUCAUAAUGACCUUUCCCGCGGCCGGUGUGGGGACUUCAGGUGCGGGGCCAGAGGGGAUUACUGCUUCGGGAUAUGGUCCAUCAUGCCGUCCGGCCGCGGCCCUGCACUACGACAAGAGCGCCAGACCGUUGCCGGCCUGCUGCCGAACAGUACCUCUGGUUCCCCCCCGGCGUAGCACGUAAACCACGUUCCGAAAGACGUGACUUUAAAAGCAACGGCGCUCUUGAGCAAAGCACGCGAUUUGAACCGGAUAUCAUCUCAUCAUGUAUUACGAUACCCUUCCUGACGCUGGUUUGGGCAGCCUUACCAACGGUGUCGUCCAGAAGCGAAACGAUUCGGCGAGGAACGAGGGAGGUGCAGCGAACAUAAUCGAUAUUCGUAGGGGUACUUUUGAAGACACCUUGCUGGAGGACAUCUCGAGAGGCUUGCGUCCGGCCAAUGGUGGUGAAAAGACACUGCCGACAUUGUUGUUGUAUGAUGAAGCUGGAUUAAGGUUGUUUGAGCAGAUCACCUAUCUGGACGAGUACUACCCAACCAAUGCGGAGAUCGAGGUUCUCGAGACGUACGCAGAUCGUAUUGCCGAUCGUGUCAAGUCCGGUUCUGUCGUUGUGGAACUAGGUAGCGGCAACCUUCGCAAGGUCAACAUUCUUUUACAAGCUUUGGAGAGGCAGAAGAAGGACAUUGAAUACUAUGCUUUGGAUCUUUCACUUCCAGAGCUCGAACGGACCCUUGCAGAAGUGCCGAGACACACCUACAAUCACGUCAAGUGCUUUGGUCUCCAUGGUACUUAUGACGACGGCCUCGAGUGGCUGAAGAAGCCGGAAAUUUCAUCGAAGCCGAAGACUGUUCUUUGGCUUGGGUCAAGCAUUGGCAAUUUCAAGAGACAUGAGGCAGCUCCAUUUUUGCAAAAUGUCGUCGACUCCCUUCAGACUGGCGACACGAUGCUGGUCGGCAUCGAUUCAUGCAAGGAUCCUGACAGGGUUUAUCGCGCAUACAACGAUAGUCAAGGAGUCACCCACGAGUUUAUUUUCAACGGCCUUUUGAAUGCCAACAAUGUCCUCGGUAGGGAAGCAUUCAAACGUGAAGAGUGGGAAGUCAUUGGAGAGUUUGAUUCCUUGAACGGCCGUCACCAUGCUUUUGUAUCCCCCCUCAAAGAUGUCACAAUUGAUGGUGUUGCCAUCGAGGCCGGCGAAAGAAUACGGAUCGAAGAGAGUUACAAGUACAGCUCCGAUGAGAUCAUUCAACUUUGGGAGGAUUCAAAGGUUGCGGAAGGCUCGUUCUGGUCGACCAGCCGCGGCGACUACGCUCUCCACAUGGUCUCCAAACCCAAGGUCUUUUACCCUUUGAAGCCACGACAAUACGCUGAAGAUCCUGUACCGUCGAUAGAAGAUUGGAGCCAGCUCUGGGAUGCUUGGGAUGCAGCUACGCUGCAGAUGAUUCCGCAGGAGGAGCUAUUGUCAAAGCCCAUCAAAUUGCGCAAUGCCUGCAUCUUUUACCUCGGCCACAUACCUACUUUCUUGGAUAUUCACUUGACUCGGGCAACCAAGGAGCCUGCAACGGAACCAAGCUACUACCCGCAGAUUUUCGAGCGUGGUAUCGAUCCGGACGUGGAGAACCCAAAAAUGUGCCAUUCUCACAGCGAAAUUCCCGAGAACUGGCCGCCUAGCAAGGAGGUUAUUCAAUUCCAGAAGGACGUUCGUUGCAGAGUCGCAAGUCUGUACAAAUCUGGAAGGGCCAACUCUGACCGUCGUGUUUCUCGGGCACUCUGGAUCGGUUACGAGCAUGAGAUCAUGCACCUCGAGACCUUGCUCUAUAUGCUAGUUCAAGGAGACAGAACGCUUCCACCGCCAGCGACUGUGAAGCCUGAUUUUGAAGCUAUGGCAAAGCAAGCCGAGUUGGAAGCCGUUGAAAACAAGUGGUUUGAGAUUCCAGCUUCUACGCUCAUUGAAGGUAUGGAUGACCCUGAGAAUGAAGGCGGACCAAAGAGGUACUUUGGCUGGGACAAUGAGAAGCCAUCACGAAAGAUUUCUGUUGGCCCCUUCUCUGCAAAGGCUCGUGCCAUUACCAACGGCGAGUAUGCGGAGUACCUUAAGGAAACCGGUCGGAGUAAGCUUCCUGCAUCAUGGUUAGAGAGCUCAGAUGUUUUCAACACUGCCGAGCCUUCGGCUCCGACGACGGAGAAGCGUGAUAGUGUUCACGAGUCUAACCAGUUCGACGGCAUCACUGUUCGCACCGUCUAUGGAACCGUGCCCCUCAAGUACACCCUCCACUGGCCUGUUCUGGCCUCUUACGAUGAGCUGGCCGGUUGUGCGCAAUGGAUGGGUGGUCGGAUCCCGACCAUGCAAGAAGCCCGCAGCAUCUACAGUUAUGUGGAGCAGCAGAAGAAGUCCAAUGACUCCCAUGCCCGAGUUCAAAACACAAUUCCGGCCGUCAAUGGGCACCUUGUCAAUGACGGCGUGGAAGAGUCGCCACCAUCCGGCUCUCCUUUGAACGGCGUCUCCAAUGGUGUAUCUGGUCCUGAUCCCGCCAAGCUUUUCGUUGACCUAAACGGGACAAACAUGGGCUUCAAGCACUGGCACCCUGUUCCUGUUACCCAGAAUGGCGACAAGCUCGCUGGGCAGGGAGAUUUGGGCGGUGCGUGGGAGUGGACUAGUACUGUCUUGGAACCGCAUGAGGGCUUCAAGGCCAUGGAGCUCUAUCCGGGCUAUACGUCGGACUUCUUCGACACCAAGCAUAACGUUGUGCUUGGUGGGUCGUGGGCCACCCACCCGAGAAUUGCUGGAAGGAAGACUUUCGUGAAUUGGUACCAGCGCAAUUACCCUUACGUUUGGGCCACUGCUCGUAUCGUCCGGGAUGUCUAGGUGGGUGGCGUGGAAAUUUGUGCGGCGCAAGAUAAUAGGGCUGAAAUUGUGAGACCCUGGUUUCGCUUCUGCGUAUGAAGUUAUGAUAUCUGACGGUCCUUACCUACCAAGGCGCACGUCUAUUUUGUAGCUGUUAAACUGAUAAUUCUGUUUAUUUGUUUACUAUCCGUG
Messenger RNA from Aplosporella prunicola CBS 121167, 3044 nucleotides. RefSeq lists its product as uncharacterized. Bases 276 to 2873 code for a protein of 865 amino acids. The record is from RefSeq and is a predicted model, not a curated record. NCBI's taxonomy places the organism in Eukaryota, Fungi, Ascomycota, Dothideomycetes, Botryosphaeriales, Aplosporellaceae. The transcript has 5 exons.